CAUCUUUGUUGUUUGUGAUUCGCCGGAUUUUGAAACGCCCACUGUCGUUGUUCUUCCGGGUCACCGAAAUGGCGUGCUGAUCAACAUGUGAGUUUUUAAACCCAGAUUUUGAAACAUCGAUUACCAGCGAGUACGGAAACAACAGAAACCAUGGAGACAACAGAGGCAGACUUCCCACGCGGUGGGACAGUUAAGACUUCCGAAAGUAAAAUAGUCACACGGACUGAGAUUGACAACCUUUUCCAGUCAAAUGAACCUACAGGAAGGAAGAAAAGGAAGGGGACUCCCAACGACGACAGCGAUAAAGUUAAGAAGCAAAAGAGUUUUGAGGAGAAAGACGUCCUGACACUCAAUGCGACUGCAAAGUCUGUGGAAAUACUACAUAUGAAGGACCUAAAGGAGGGCAUGUUGAUGCUGGGCUGUGUGAAAGACGUAUCAGACUUUGAGGUCACUGUUGGUUUACCUUGUGGCAUGCAAGGUUUCCUCAGCAUCAGGAACAUAUGUGACUCGUACACCAAGAUGCUCACUGAACAACUAGAUUCAACUGACACGAAGGAUAUUUGCUCUUUGCCACAUCUCUUCUACUCUGGCAUGAUGCUGAGAUGUGCGGUUGCCAAGUUGGAUACCACCAAGGGAGGCUCUGUCAGCUUGCAGCUGUCAAUCAACCCAAAGCUGGUCAACAAGGCUCUCACCCCUAAUGCUCUGAAGGCUGGUAUGGUUUUGAGUGGAUGUGUUGAUAGCAUUGAAGAUCAUGGCUACGUUGUUGACAUUGGUGUCAAUGGAAGUAAAGCCUUCCUCCCCAAUAAAACGGAGAAAAAGAAACAGAACACUAACAACGAGCUGAAAGUGGGCCAGUAUAUGACUUUUCAACUACAAGAAGUGAAAAACGAUGGACGUGUAGUACGAGUGUCUGUCUGCCCGCAAUCUGUCAGCGAGGCUUGUGCCGAACUCCAACACGGAUGGACCUUGACUAACCUUUUGCCGGGCCUUCUUGUCAAAGCCACAAUUGCAAAGGUGACCAAUCACGGACUGAUCCUGGAUUUUCUGUCCUCCUUCAAGGGUCAGGUGGACUUUCUCCACAUGGAGCUAGAGAAGACUUCCAGCUACACACAAGGAAGCAAGGUGCAAGCCCGUGUGCUGUACAUUGAGCCAUCCACCCGUUUGAUAGGAAUGACCCUGCGUAGCCAUCUUGUUCAGCCCGAGACUAGAAUCAUUACCACUCCUGCCGGGGGUGACCGUAUUGGUAAAAUUGUGAAGGACUGCAAGAUAAAUUCCGCGCACCACAUGUCUGGUGCCAUGUUGGAACUUCCUGAUGGAACCCUGACAUUUGUACAUAGGAACCACCUGAAAGAGCCAAAUUCAAAAGUAAAAGACAACGCAGUGCUGGCUUUACCCAAGCACACCUGCAGGAUAAUUGACUUCAGCCCGAUGGAACAAAUUAAUUUCGUUAGUCUGCGCAAUAGCGUGAUUCAGAGAACCUUCUUUCGAUACCAUGAUCUUCAGGCGGGUCAGGUCGUAGAGGGAACAGUGGCGCUCUUGUCGGAUGAUGGGAUGAUUGUGGAUUUGUCCAGCCGCAUCCGAGGGCUGGUGCCUCGGACCCACCUGUCUGAAAUUUCCCUUAAAAACCCUGAGAAAAAAUACUCAAGGGGUAUGAAGGUCAAAUGUCGAGUGUUGUCAGUCGAACCGGACACCAAAAAGCUCUACUUGACCAGAAAGAUGGCGCUUGUUGAAAGCUCCCUACCCUUGUUCCUCAGCUACACAGACGCACGUCCCGGACGAGUGUCCCAUGGUUACAUCGUCUGUGUCAAAAACUUCGGGUGCAUUGUUCGAUUCUACAACAACGUCAAGGGUCUGGUGCCAGUCAGCGAACUCAGCUCUGAAUUGAUCCUAAACCCUGAAGAGGUUUUCUAUGUUGGUCAGGUGGUGAAGGCAAGGGUUCUACAGUGCGAGCCAGAGAACGCAAAGAUGCUGCUGUCAUUUAAGAGUGCAGCGGUGGGACGCAUGGAAGAAGCAGCAGCGGUUCGGUUUGGUUGUGAGGUGGGAAAGAGACUGGAGGCCAAGGUGCUGAAGAAAUCGGUCAAUGGUCUGGAGGUGUCUAUCCUUCCCGAGGAGAUUAGCGCCCUGCUACCCACCAUGCACCUCUCUGAUCACACGUCCAACUGCCCUCUGCUAUGGGAGAGUCUGCAGGAGGGAGACACCAUCUCAAACCUCGUCUGCGUUCUCAAGAACAAGCAAAAGAUUACUGUCAGCAAGAAGCCAACAGUGAUCUGGUCACUGGAGGAAGGAAUGAUCGCUAAGGAUUUCUCCGAGGUCAGAGUUGGAAUGCAGAUGAUUGGCUGGAUCAAGAACAUCAUGGACUACGGUGUCUUUGUGGAGUUCCCAUACGGCCUUGUUGGUCUUGCACCAAAGUCUGCCAUCUCGGACAAGUUCAUCUCUGAUAUCAUGACAAUAUUCCAGUUGGGCCAAACAGUGAUUGCUAAGGUGACGAAUUUGGAUGAUGACAAAAAGCGAUUCCUGGUCACGCUUAAUAUUUCGGAGGUCAGUGUGCCAGAAGAAGCUGUCCAAACCGGACUUAUUAAUGCCGUGCGGGAGAGACGAUCUGUGGCUGAAAUGAUCGCAUUGAGAGACACCACCGAUCUUCGCCAACAGCUGGCUGCGUUGUCUAUCGGCCAGAGGCUCAAGUUGGUGGUCGAUACAGAGGUUGACGAUGGUGCCGUCUUCAAGUCAGAUGAUUUGCCUGGUGCCACCAUACUGGCCACAAAGCAUCACGUGACGGGUUUUCAGCUGAGCCCUGGACAAAAGGUUACUUCAGUUGUCCUUUAUGUUGAUAUUCAUUUGACUACUGUCCACGUGUCCCUACUUGGCAAGUUGGUUGCCAAAAAGAAAAUGCUGACAGAAGAGGGCAAGUACACGGCCAUCGUGCAACACAUCGACAAAGACCUUGCCGUCAUCUCAUUACAAAACACCGCUCAUCUAACCGUCAUUCAAACACAAACCCACCUGAACGAGGUCACCCUGUCGCCGUCAAGCAAGCUGAGGGUGGGAAUGUGUUUGGCCGCCGAAGUCGUUGAAGCCACCUGUGAGCAACUGCAAGGGCUUCCUCUUGUGUCGUGGAGGCGUAGUGGACCCAAAGGGCAGCCCGCGGCCUCUGAAGGCUUCACGGGUCACUGCUUUGGGAACAUUGUGCACGGCAAAGUACGAACCGUGAAGCCCACCAGCAUUCAGGUGACUUUAGAAAAUGGAAGCACUGGCAGUGUGCACGUGUCUGAGGUGAUGGAGGCGGCGGAAGUGGCACCGGGAUCCUUCCCUACGUCCUCCGUUAAACUGGGCAGUAUGGUCACUGGCAGAGUCAUCGGAGGACGAGAAACCUCCAGCCACAGAUUUCUACCGUUUUCCCAUCCAAGAUUCAAAUACACCAUCCCUGAGAUCACACUCGUACCCAGCAAAUUGGAGGAGACGUUUGCUGCGGCAAAAGACAAAGUGAGCAAUUACAAGGUUGGGGAGGAAAUCACAUGUUUUGUUUCAAAGUUUCAUGCCGACCGUAAGAGUUUGGAGCUCACCUGUAAUCCUGGUGUCACUGGCAAAGUAGAACUGCUGGCCAUGAUUACUGACCUGAAAGAUUCUAGCCACCCGGAGAAGUUAUACAAACUCGGUCAAGCAGUCAAGGCCAAAGUGGUCAAAGUGAGUCGCAAGCCUCGGUACCUUGCACUGUCACUCACAGGCUUUCAUAAACUGGAGGCAGGAAGUGUCACUUUGGGGAUGGUUACUGCCGUCCUGCAGGAAAUUGGCCUCGUGGUCAAACUGCCCUUUGGUUGCAAGGGAAUUGUGGCCGUCACUGACCUCUCUGACGCAUAUAGGCUCAACCCCUUGGCGCCAUUCAGCAAGGCUCAGAUGCUCAGGUUUUACCUUCUAAGAAGUGAAAAUGGCAAGUGGCAGUUGUCUCUACGACCAUCAAGGUUGAACCCAGGGGAAGCCAAACCAGCAAAAGACCCGGAACUUUUGUCCUUCGAUGACCUGCAUGCGGGGCAAUUAAUCCGAGGUUACGUCAAGUCUGUGAAUGAGCAAGGGGUCUUUAUCGGAUUGUCAAACAAUAUCACAGGGAGAGCUGAGCUCCAGCAUUCCACCAAGUACUUCGUUUUCAAGCAUAAGGACCUCUCCGAUUACCUGCCACUCAACAUGCUGCUCACCACGAAGAUCCUGAGUGUCGAUACAAAAAACAAGUUAGUCAACCUGUCCCUACUCCCCGAGGACACUGGAAAGCCAGACAUCCUUCCAGAAUCCCUGGGUCUGCCACUGCGUCUAAUAGGAAAGGAGAAAAAGAAGUUUGACCUUGAAAAGAAAAUGAAACGUUCACUGCCAGAAUGUGAAAAGAACCAAAAAGAUAGCCCUGCACCAAAACAGAAGAAGCAGAAGAAAGCGAGCCCGGAAGACAGUGACAGUGGGGUUGAGGUUUACUUCAGAGAGGAGGAAGAUCACGAAAAUAAAGACUCCAAAACUGCUGCUAGAAAACAGGUUCACAAUUCCACUGGACGCUCCAGACUGCAGGUGGCGACUGGAUUCUCCUGGGAUGUUGGCCUGAGCUCGUUGCAGCCGCCCACAGCAAACAAGGAUGCAGAUUCCAGUGAUGGAGAAGACCAAGAGGAAAGCAGCAAAACUCAGAAGAAGUCUCGGUAUGAACUGGCUGAGGAGAAAAAGGCAGCAGAGAAAGCUUUGACGCGGCGGGAGACUGAGCUGAUGGACCCUCAACUCAGACCUCAGGAUGCAACAUCAUUUGAGCGUCUCCUCCUGGCCUCGCCCGACAGCUCGCUGCUCUGGCUUCAGUACAUGGCUCACCACCUGCAGGCCAUGCAGAUCGAGCAGGCCCGCGCGGUGGCUGAAAGGGCACUUAAAACCAUUUCCUUCAGAGAGGAGCAGGAGAAACUGAAUGUGUGGGUUGCUCUCCUAAAUCUGGAAAAUAUGUACGGCACAGCGGAGAGCCUCAAGAAAGUGUUUGAGCGAGCCCUCCAGUUCUGCGAGCCCAUGCCGGUCUACCAGCAGCUGGCCGACAUCUACUCCAAGUCGAACAAAAUCAAGGAGGCAGACAACUUGUACAAGUCGAUGGUGAAGCGUUUCCGUCAAAAUAAGGCAGUGUGGCUGAGCUAUGGGAACUUCCUGCUUCAGCAGGGGGAGAGUGAUGCUUCCGCCGCUCUCCUGCAGAGGGCGCUCAAGAGUCUGCCAUCCAAAGAAAGCGUGGACGUGAUUGCCAAAUUUGCCCAACUGGAGUUUCGCUACGGGAAUACCGAAAGGGGUCACGCAAUGUUCGACAAAGUCUUGACCAGCUACCCAAAACGCACAGAUCUCUGGUCCGUCUUCAUCGACCUAAUGGUCAAGCAUGGGGCACAGAAAGAAGUCAGGGCUCUCUUUGAUCGCGUCAUUCACCUGAGCGUGUCCGUCAAGAACAUCAAGUUCUUCUUCAAGCGCUACCUGGACUACGAGAAGAAGCACGGCACGCCGCAAAGUGUACAGGAGGUCAAAAAGAAGGCUGUGGCGUUUGUGGAAGGCAAAAACGAAGACGCUUUCAACUAAAGAACGAACGCAGGUGUUGCUACUCUGAUUUCUUCGUAAGGAACAUCAACAUUCUCCCUUUUUUAUUAACCAACCUUUGUAAAAAAAUAUAUAUUAAUGUGAUAAUGGUGAACCGGAAUUUACCAUUCCAACUAGAUUCCCUUUUAUUCAUUGUCUCAUGUGAGAGAAUUGUGAGUUUGUAGAAGCUUUGUAAUGACUCGCAAUAAAUUUUCCACCAUUACUUUACAUUACAUGACAUUUUAUUUUAAAAGCAACAAAUACAAAAUAACAAUAUACAGGGACACAUUUACGUACAAUACAUACAGGCUAGUUUUCUAUUCAUUUUUUAAUUUUAUUUAUUUUUUUUAAAGGAAAGCUCCCGGGACACAUUCUGAAACGUUGCCUACUUAAAUGCGUCUUGCUGGUUAAGUCAUCCAGACGGCGUGGCUUCCUCUUACCAAGUAUGUCACCUACAUACACAGUGGCAGUAUUGAUUGUAAGAUGCAUGUGGGAGUGAUGGAUGGACUGAUAAUUGUGCUGGCUGGAUUGGAAACACCCCUGAGAUGGAAGAGGUAUCGGUACUGCUACUGUUGUGUCCAGCAGUGCAGAACUCUGUGGCCCCUUUUCCAGUCAGGUUGUUGCUGAACUGUGCAUUAUGGAAGUUACGCUAGGACCGAUAUAACGAAAAUGUCCCAUUUCCUGACCUUGUAUGCUUCAGUUCAGUUCCCCACCAUGUAAUAUUGCUCAAGUCUGCAGCAUCAUGGCCACUUGGGAUCAUAAAGAUGUCCUGUGAUAACGGUCAUCUGUAGUCGUAUUUAAAUGGUUGUGUUUUCUUCAGGAAAAGUCUGGUUUCAUUCCUCCCCGGCCACGCUCACACCUCUUCUGGCUCCAUGGGGCCCUCAGCCCCCUGCGGGGCGUCGGUGUGGAGUCGGAGGAUGGGUUUGUUGCACAUCGGGCAUACACUCCGGAUCUCCAGCCACUUGAGCAGGCACCUGAAAGAAUAAUUGCCUUCUUAAACAUGUACUGUAUUUAUAAUAUCACUUGAUGCAUUUAAAUUAGGGCUGCCACAUCAUUACAAUUUGAAAUCAAAUGAAUCACUUGGCAAUUAUGUCUGAAAUAUGCCCAUAUUGUAUUAACAUAAUACGUAAAUGACAUGCCAUUGUGCGGAGCCCUUAAGAGUUACCGAGUGAGUGAAUAUCCGCCUAGUGUUUUCCUGUUUAAAGCACAAACAAGCAUAAUUAAGUUAUUGUGAUAUCCGGAGUGUCCAUGAAAGCACUUUGCGGUCCUUAUUGUCAUGAGAAUGAAGUGUUUUUCCCUGGAUGAACGGA
Doryrhamphus excisus (bluestripe pipefish) is the source of this 6872-nucleotide messenger RNA. It is a transcript of the gene pdcd11, whose product is annotated as programmed cell death 11. Lineage: Eukaryota; Metazoa; Chordata; Actinopteri; Syngnathiformes; Syngnathidae. Gene Ontology annotation, cellular component: nucleolus; small-subunit processome. Gene Ontology annotation, biological process: rRNA processing. The record is from RefSeq and is a predicted model, not a curated record. Gene Ontology annotation, molecular function: RNA binding; protein binding.